AUGUCAGACCUAGAAGGGCAUCACUACUAUUGUUCCAGGUGCCACAAUGUUUCUAUGGAGGCCAUUAAGCAUCGAAAGUUCUUCUCCUUAUUUUGGAUCCCUGUAGUGCCAAUUCACCUGAACAAACGGUUAAAGUGUUCAAUCUGUGGGGCAUAUAGGGAUCUUCCAAAGGAGGAGGUAAAAAGAAUGAUAGCGGAGAAGGUUUAG
Messenger RNA from Komagataella phaffii GS115, 207 nucleotides. RefSeq lists its product as uncharacterized. Bases 1 to 207 code for a protein of 68 amino acids. The record is from RefSeq and is a predicted model, not a curated record. The transcript has a single exon. Lineage: Eukaryota; Fungi; Ascomycota; Pichiomycetes; Pichiales; Pichiaceae.